This is a messenger RNA of Gongylonema pulchrum, 291 nucleotides long. The record is from the annotation of a GenBank genome assembly. Lineage: Eukaryota; Metazoa; Nematoda; Chromadorea; Rhabditida; Gongylonematidae.
AAUGGUUACCAGGAGCUGAAGGAACUGUUGCCAGCUUCGUUCUACACAGUUGGCUGUAAGACGACGAAUGCGGCGAUUCUGUUUCGCGCUGCUGACUAUCUGAAUCAGUUGAAAACGGAAGAACAAAGUGCACAGGAAUCACUCUCACAACUGGUCGCUCAGGUUUCUGCGCUUGAGCUAAUUGCCCAACAAUAUGAGCAUAUGGCCGUAAGCAGUACUGCUUCUAACAAGUCUUCCAUUCAGUGUCAAAUUGUACGUCAUUCUUAUAUAUUAUGCUUUUUAUACAUUUAG